This is a messenger RNA of Mycena citricolor, 1188 nucleotides long. Lineage: Eukaryota; Fungi; Basidiomycota; Agaricomycetes; Agaricales; Mycenaceae. The record is from the annotation of a GenBank genome assembly.
GAGCAUCCAAAUUGAUGGCGUUGCACUGAUCGCGAGACGUCAGGCGCCGCUACUAAGCUGAUCACUCCACCGUCUCUAGACUGAGACUCUCACACCGCUUUCUCUUUCUCUUGUAUUUCCUCGCGAGCUAGUCUUGCCUUCAUUCUUUAUUUCUUCUCGACCAUGGUUCUCAUUGCUGCUUCUCUGUUGCUGCUUUCUGCACUUCCCCACGUUCUGGGCCAUGCCCGCGUAACAACGAAUCCUCCCAUCCGUGCACCUGGGAACGCGUUCUUGCAGAAGUGUGGCCAGGCAUCGUUCAAGUCAGUGACGGGCGACCCAACGGGGCACAUCGAGGAGCAAGAACCAGUGAAUGCGGGAUGCGAUCUCACGCUCUGUCGUGGCAUGCUCUUGCAAGAUCAGCCGGCCGGUAAUGUGCAGCAAGUGAACCCAUCGCAGGCCAUGUCCAUGCAGGUUGACUGCACCAUUCCACACGGCGGCCCUGCGAACGUCUCAUUGGUUGACACGACGACUGGUGGAUCCGGGCAGAUCAUCGGUGGAUUCUUGAGCACGUUCGACAACUUUUGCCCGACAUCCGGACCCACUCCUGCGGAUCAAACGAACCUGCAAUACCGUCUUCCCGAUGCUAGCACCAUUGGCAACAAGUGCCAGUCCCCUGGAGACUGUGUCGUGCAGCUCUUCUGGGCGACUCCGGAUUUCAGCCAGAACUACUACUACUGUGUGGAUGUGGUUAUGGCUGCUGCAGCGCAGACCACUUCCAGUCAGAUCGCGGCCCAGCCGACCGCUGUUGUCGCGACUGCUCCUUCCGUUCAGACAACCGCGGCCGUUGUCGCGACUGCGCCUGUCGUCCAGCCAAGCCCAGUCGCGGUCACCACAGCGGCAGCGGUCUCAAGCCAGCCGGCGGCACCCGCCACAGCCGCUAAUGCGCAAGGCGGAGUGUCUGCGGCCGCUGCGGUCCCUUCGAAGAUGGUGACCGUGGUGUCGUCUGCCGUUGCUGGCACUCCCGCCACCGCACUCGGGGCCACCGUCCCGAUUCAAUCGAGUGCUGCCCGCCGCCGGGCACGUAUUCUUUGGUUCUGAAGUGGCUGGAGUGCUGCGCAACCGGACAAUGUAGAGCACUCGAUGGACUAUUGUAGCGAUAGAGAACAGAGCCAAUAAUGGACUUCCCUGAGAGAGAAACCCUUCGAGCCC